GCAGACAUGCUGCUGCUCAAGAAACAGACGGAGGACAUCAGCAGCGUCUAUGACAUCCGGGAGAAGCUUGGCUCGGGUGCCUUCUCCGAGGUAGUGCUGGCCCAGGAGCGGGGCUCUGCACACCUUGUGGCCCUCAAGUGCAUCCCCAAGAAGGCGCUGCGGGGCAAGGAAGCCCUGGUGGAGAAUGAGAUUGCGGUACUCCGCAGGGUCAGCCACCCCAACAUUGUGGCGCUGGAGGAUGUCCACGAGAGCCCUUCCCACCUGUAUCUCGCUAUGGAGCUGGUGACGGGUGGCGAGUUGUUUGACCGCAUCAUGGAGCGAGGCUCCUACACGGAGAAGGAUGCCAGCCACCUGGUGGCUCAGGUCCUCGGCGCUGUUUCCUACCUGCACAGCCUGGGCAUUGUGCACCGGGACCUCAAGCCUGAAAACCUCCUCUAUGCCACGCCCUUUGAGGACUCCAAGAUCAUGGUCUCUGACUUUGGCCUCUCCAAAAUCCAGGCUGGCAACAUGUUAGGCACUGCUUGUGGAACCCCGGGAUAUGUUGCUCCAGAGCUUUUGGAGCAGAAACCGUAUGGGAAAGCUGUAGAUGUGUGGGCCCUGGGUGUCAUCUCCUACAUCUUGCUGUGUGGGUACCCGCCCUUCUACGACGAGAGCGACCCUGAACUCUUCAGCCAGAUCCUGAGAGCCAGCUACGAGUUUGACUCUCCCUUUUGGGAUGACAUCUCGGAAUCAGCCAAAGACUUCAUCCGGCACCUUCUGGAGCGAGAUCCCCAGAAGAGGUUCACCUGCCAGCAGGCCUUACAGCAUCUUUGGAUCUCUGGGGAUGCGGCUUUGGACAAGGAUAUCCUGGGCUCAGUCAGUGAGCAGAUUCAAAAGAAUUUUGCCAGAACCCACUGGAAGAGAGCUUUCAAUGCUACCUCCUUCCUGCGCCAUAUCCGGAAGCUGGGGCAGAGUCCAGAGGGGGAGGAGGCCUCCAGGCAGAGUAUGGCCCGACACAGCCACCCAGGCCUCCCAACUGGCCAGCCCCCCAAGUGGUGACGCCCAGGCAGAUGCUGAGGCCAAGUGGACAGACCCUGAUUUCCUUCCUUUGAGUCCUUUCAGUCCCCUUCCCCCACCCCUUAUGCCCCUGGCUGGUCUCUG
Molecule: messenger RNA, 1140 nt
Organism: Urocitellus parryii (Arctic ground squirrel)
Lineage: Eukaryota; Metazoa; Chordata; Mammalia; Rodentia; Sciuridae
Gene: Pnck
Product: pregnancy up-regulated nonubiquitous CaM kinase
Biological process (GO): protein phosphorylation
Molecular function (GO): calcium/calmodulin-dependent protein kinase activity; ATP binding
Source: RefSeq, a predicted model, not a curated record